AUGUUUGGCCGCGGCUUGGCUUUGCAGACAGCGUGCAACAUGGCUGCUGACUGGGCGCGGGCACACGGCCACUAUUUGAGCAUAGAGGAGUUCAGCUUGUCGGAGGAUAAGUAUCCCUCCCUGAAUGCGAAGGGAUGGGAGGUGAAACUCCUCUGCCUUUGGAUAGCUGAAAUCACUCCAGCUUAUGCGCGAUCAAGCAAGGCUUCCUCCGAUCGCCAGUUUGCUUACGUUCUUUCAAU
Messenger RNA from Symbiodinium necroappetens, 239 nucleotides. The record is from the annotation of a GenBank genome assembly. Lineage: Eukaryota; Dinophyceae; Suessiales; Symbiodiniaceae.